AUGGGUCGUAGAAGGGCCUGCCUAUGGGCACUUUUCCAGUGCUGCUACCCCAAGGCAAAGGCCAAGACAAGGAAGAACGUGGCCUCGGCCCAAGUCCUGGAAGCAGAGCGGCCUGAGGAGUUGGCAACAUCUACGGAAGAACUCAAUGUAUGCCGGGAACAGCUUCUUGCAAGAGAAGAAGAAAUUGCUGUGCUGAAAGCAGAGAGGAAUAACACCAGGCUGCUGCUGGAGCACCUGGAGUGCCUGGUUUCCCAGUAUGUACCAUCCCUGCAGACGACGGCAGGCAAGUGGCAGGUGCAGUCCCCAGCUGGCAUGACCAGCGAGCUGGAGGUGCUCAAGGCACUGAAGUCACUCUUUGAGCACCACAAGGCCCUGGACAAGAAGACACACAUCAACACACGAGGAGCACUUGAAGGGUGUAGUUUGUUAGAAGAAUUAGGUGCCACACAUAAAGAGCUGAUGAUUCUUAAAGAGAAGAAUAACCCGAAAAAGAUACUAACGGACGGGGUGCUUGAUGUAACUCACAAGCAAGAAAACAUGCCAAGCGCCAACGGAAAGAGAACCAGCGACGACUCUCUAAGCCGUGAGGAAGACCUGCCUCAGGUGAUCGAGCUCCAGGAGAUCAUCAAGAAGAAGUCAUGGGAGCAGAGCCAGAUGAAGGACUGCUUGGCAGCCCUCUCUGCCCACGUAACAGAGCUGGAGAAGGACCUGGACAUGGCCAGGAAGGACCUCCUCGAGUCCAAGGAAGUGAACAUGAAUCUACAGCGGGACAUUCAUGAAGCUAUGGCCCAGAAGGAGGACAUGGAGAAGAGAAUCAGUACACUUGAGAAACGCUACCUCGCUGCACAGCGCGAAGCCAUCUCUGUGCACAACCUCGAUGAUAAACUUCAAAAUGAAAUCGCAAAUAAGGAUUCUGUGCAUCGACAAAAGGAGGAUAAAGACCGACGGUUGCAGGAGUGCCUGGAGCUGGCAGAGCAGAAGCUGCAGCAGAUGGUGCUGGAAGUGGAGGCUGAGCUGGCUCAGUGGGUGGCUGCGCUCUCCAAGACAGGAGAGAGACACAGCAGCAUCGAGGAGAGGGUGCGCCAGAUAGAGGCCCAGCUGGAGCAGAAGAGCGAGGAGCUGCGUUGGGCAAGGCAAAGAGAAAAAAUGAAUGAAGAACACAAUGAACACUCAUCAGAUACCGUGGAUAAGCUUCUGUCUGAAUCAAAUGAGAGGCUUCAGCUUCGUCUGAAGGAGAGAAUGGCUGCUCUGGAGGAUAAGAAUUCUCUCCUAUGGGAAGUUGAAAAUGCAAAAAAGCAUUUAGAAGAAAUGCAAAACAACAAGGUGCAGCCCCUGAAAGAUCAGGACCGGGAGCGCGGGCAGCAAGCCAGCGUGCUGGCCAACGUGGCCCAGGUGUUCGAGAAUGACGAGGGCGUGUCUGAUGGCAAGGGCGAUGGGGUCACCCUCUUCAGCGCACCCGCUCUGCUGUCGCCCAGCGGGCAGGCCGAUGCCAAGACUCCGGCCGGGAGGAUUCAGGAGCAGCUGGACAAGAUCAAUGGAGAGAUCUGGUUGAUCCAAGAAAAGAAGGAGAACACGGAUCAGUGGGCUGAGAGGACUGAGAGCAGGGUGGGCAGGAGGAGCUUAAGCAACCUUGGGUGCUUUAAAUCCUUGAACUCCCUCAACCUGAAUCCCGCCUCCUCGCAUGCCGGCUCCUGCCCGCCCAGCAGAGGGUGCUCCAAGCCCCGAAUGAGGCGGCACAGCCCUGCGCGGGAAGUAGACAAGCUGGGCUUCAUGACUGUUUCACGACUGAUUUCUUUCGGAGUGUUUGUAAAAGAGCAGUCUGUGUAUUUUGUCCUGCUGUUGGAGUUCUCUGACGGUGUGUCUGCUUUCAGCAUUGGUUUUGAUUUCCUGGCUCAUCCUGUUGUCUGCUUAGUGGUUCCUAGUGAUUUAAGGAAGCAUUGUCAAAAGCUGCCAGCUUUACAGGAAGAGGUAGAAGAUGAUGAGACCACCAUCAAAGGUGAAACCUCGAUCUCCGCCUCGCUGCGGUCCCUUCGGCUGGACCAGCUGGACACAGGGUCACUGCACACAGCCAGCGACGAGGACAUCAGGGACGCCCACAACUCGACAGGCUCUCAGGACGGCCCCGGGGGCAACCCCAGCAACAGCAAUAGCAGCCCGGACGCGUUGCAGAAAGCCCCAAAGAAGAAGGGCAUCAAGUCCUCCAUCGGUCGUUUGUUUGGCAAAAAGGAAAAGGGCCAGCCUGGACACACCAGCAAGGAAGCGUUAGGACCAGUACAUCAUUCGGGUCCGCAUCAGGGCUGCCCUCGGCCACCCCGCCCUGGGAUCCACGGUGAGCCUCGACACCUGCACUUUGUGCCCACCCUCGGCCCACUGCCCACGCCUCAGCAGCAGAGGGGCCCUGUCCCCGCAGGUGCUGAAGUGAUGGAGCCUCUUGUCUCCAGAGCCAAGGACAUGAAUACCAGGCGGCAGCCGGGCGCCAAGGUCACGUUCUCUGCUGCUGAGGGCUCUCCCGGGCGCGGCCUUCAGAAACCUGCUGACCCUCCACUCCUAGGGAGUGGCCUCCGUGCCCCUGAAGGACCAGGCCUGCCUGUACUCACCCGAAGCUCAACAGGACUGCCAGCUUUACGGGAAGAGGUACGAGAUGACAAGACCACCAUCAAAUGUGCAACCUCGAGCCCCACCUCUCUGUGGUCCCUUUGGCUGGACCGGCUGCAGACGGGCUCUGGGUCGGGAUCCCGGCCUGGUAGGUGGCUGCUUGCCGAGCCAAGACGCGGCGAAGAGCGGCGCCAUCAUGUCCACCCUGUCGCCCUGUUAGACACGGAGAUCCAGCGUGAGAUCGGCAUCAGCAACCCGCUGCACCGGCUGAAGCUGCGGCUGGCGAUCCAGGAGCAUGUCCCUGACAGGCCGCUCCGCCCCGUCCAGAAGGGUACGCCUCCCUCCUUCCCUAGGGAGAGUUCGCGCCCGUUUGUGUUGCUUCCGGUUCUCUAUACAGACAUCCAGCUUAAAGUUCUAGCAUUCAAAACCAUGACAGCUUUUCAUUUGCAGCAGUAG
This is a messenger RNA of Budorcas taxicolor (takin), 3051 nucleotides long. RefSeq names its product liprin-alpha-1-like. The record is from RefSeq and is a predicted model, not a curated record. Lineage: Eukaryota; Metazoa; Chordata; Mammalia; Artiodactyla; Bovidae. Gene Ontology annotation, biological process: synapse organization. Gene Ontology annotation, cellular component: presynaptic active zone.